Uloborus diversus is the source of this 1902-nucleotide messenger RNA. Its product is annotated as transcription factor RFX4-like. Gene Ontology annotation, molecular function: RNA polymerase II cis-regulatory region sequence-specific DNA binding; DNA-binding transcription factor activity, RNA polymerase II-specific. Gene Ontology annotation, biological process: regulation of transcription by RNA polymerase II. The record is from RefSeq and is a predicted model, not a curated record. Bases 1 to 1902 code for a protein of 633 amino acids. NCBI's taxonomy places the organism in Eukaryota, Metazoa, Arthropoda, Arachnida, Araneae, Uloboridae. The transcript is spliced from 19 exons.
AUGUUGCUGCGCAGGAGCCCCAAGAAUACUCACAGUCUCCUUAGGCCUCACUCCACUCCAGCGACUUUGCUCUGGCUUGAAGAGAAUUAUGAAACAGCGGAAGGCGUCUGCAUUCCCAGGAGUACUCUCUAUAUGCAUUACGUUGAUUUUUGUGCAAAAAACUUCAUGCAACCCGUGAAUGCCGCUUCUUUUGGAAAGAUCAUCCGGCAGCAAUUCCCCCAACUGACGACUCGACGACUGGGCACUCGGGGACAAUCCAGGUACCAUUACUACGGGAUCGCGAUCCGGGAGAGCUCAGCCUACUUCCAAGUUUCCUUCUCCAAGAAAGGAGCCUCAGGAUGCGAGCCGAGAAGAGAUCCUAACAAACAGACUUCCCUUUACCCCUCACGAACAAGAAAUGGUGCAGUUCUUCCGGAAUUUCCCAGUGUGAAGGAUCUACACUUGCCUGCAUCUGUUGACGUAGAAAAGAUGAACACAUUUCUGAUUAUGUAUCGAACACACUGUCAGAGGCUUCUGGAUACAAUUGUACGUGCCAGCUUUGAUGAGGUCCAAAAUUUCCUGCUUCACUUCUGGCAGGGAAUUCCUCCUCAUUUAUUUCCUGUUUUGGAGUCCAAUGCCUUGGUGAACUUAGUCGGAGUUUGCGACUGCAUUCUCUAUCGAACCAUUUCGAAUGUGUUGCUGCCGUCAAUGCUUCAUACUCUUCCAGAAAGUUUGACUAAAGUAGUGAGGAAGUUCGCAGAAGAGCUGGAUGGAUGGUUAAAAACUGCCAUUAGUCAUCUCCCAGAUAACCUGAAACUCGUCAAACUAGAAAUGGCAACCAGAUUUUCACACACACUGCGACGGCAGAUGUCCCUGAACCACCUGGCGCAGGCAUCUCGAAUGGUGGUCCACAACAGUGACAUCACGGCUCAAAUGCUGCACGAUUGGAGGCAACUUGACCUGGAUGCUAUCUGCAGGGAGACACUUUUUAGCACAGAACACAGUACUGCCACGUGUCAGCUCAUCCUCAAGCUAACAAAAGACUUCGAAUCUUUGUUGGAAGAAGAAUCUCCUAUCGAAAACUACAUUGAAUGGCUGGAAUCACUGGUGAACAAAUGCGCGAUCCAUGCUUCUGGGAGACGGAAGUGUGGCAACAGACGCCUGGGCAGGCAGUUCCUCCUCCUGUGGUCCGCCUUCGGCACGAGAGUGAUUAGAGACAUGACCCUUCACAGCGCCGCUAGCUUCGGCUCCUAUCAUCUGUUGAGGCUUAUGUUCGACGACUAUGUUCUGUUCCUCGUCGAAACCAUUCACACCGAAGACCAGAUGAAGGAUUUCAUGCGAAACCUCAUCAAUGAUGAUCCUCCCGAAAUCUCCUCCUUCGCAGAUUACCAGAGCAUGACUAGUGGUCUGGAUCUGGACCACAUAGACUCCUUUGGACCUUUUCAUCAGACUCAAGCUUUUCCACCUUGCUCUUCAGAAUCGCCAUCUGCGCCCUACGAAGAAUCCCAGUCAGAAGAGCAACCACUAGGCUGGUCUUCCAGUGAUUGUUAUCAGAGUUUCUACCCCAGCAACAGUUCCUGUGAUAGCAGACGAUCGUGGAAUUCGGCAUCACGUCAUGAAAAUAAAGCGUACAACUAUCAGCAAACCGCUCAGUAUCUAAUUGUGAGCGAUGACGGAUCGUCUUCGAUGCCACAAAGCUCCCACCAAGGGUACGAAGACAGCUACAAUCGACAGGAAGACAGCUUGCCAGAGCAGAGCGGACCGUCAUCCAUCAUGUACACGGCUUCGGGUGCCAUCUACCAGAGCUACACCUUCGUAACUCACGACAGCGCACCACAGGAUGUUCCCCUGUCGGCACCCGAUAAAAGAGUGCAUCACCACCUGACUCUCAGGAUGGAUGGAACUCUGUAUUGCGAUGGCUGA